ACCGGAUGUUGCUAAGGAGAAUAGGAGCGCAAAUAGCAGCACUGAGCCCAACAAAAUGUCACUCUGCUGUGUUUUGUAAAAUGCUGGUGGAAAUGCUCAUGUGGAAAUAGUUGGCCUACAGUCUCCUUAUAUUACCUGUUGGUCUGAAGAGAAUCACGUGUCUACGUGUUCUUGCUGUGUCUCAAAAUUGUAAACCAUGAUGGAUCGAAGAAGAGCCUUAACUAUUCCAUUUAAUGUUGACAAUAACUUGGUGGGAAACCCACUCAAAAUCUCCAUGCCAUGUCUCUCACCAAAGUGUGGGAAGUUAGAAAGACAGGUUUCCUGGACUGCAUUUGCAGGUUGCAAACUCAGACAUUGUGAUUCACAGCAUACAAAUGGAUCCACGCUGCUUGAUCACAAGCACGCUGCUAUAGUCACACUGGAAAUGGCAAGGAGGAAGCCCUGUCUGAUCCUGACCGAUGUCCUACAGACAGAACAGGGUAAGGCCUAUAUGGAAAGAAUAACAGAGAGUCCAACUUCAAGGAAAUGCAGACGAGGGUCAAGUACACCGUUGGAGAGUGGGCGAAGCAGAGGGGAGCCUCUGAUCUGCAGAGACAGGAGGUCCAGUCAGAAGGAGGCUGUUAAAAACAGAAGUCAAACCCCCAAAAGCAACCAAAAGACAACGACCCCACUUUCUCAAAGGUCAAGACUCUGCAGAAGGUCACAAAAUGUUGAUGACAAAGAGGACAGAGAACAAAACAAAGAUGGCAAGCAGGUUAUAAUAGGAAAAGACGACGGAGACGACUUCAAAUACGCUGAAGUUGUAGGUUGUGGGGUGUUAGUGAGAUGGGAGCCUGUAGAUGAUACCGGAAGUUGUGAUGAGUUCAUCAAGGGCAGGUUGUCUGAUCCAGAAAAAGAAGUGCAAAACAGUGUGAAGAGGAAAAGAAAGGAUCCAGCAUCGCCGUGCAAUGGAACCGGCAGCCCCAAACGCCACUGUGAGAGUGUGCUUCUGCUCAACGGAGAAGAAGGGAAGGAUAGAGGACUGUCCCCAACGCGUGUUCGUCAAACGGAACCCGAAGAAGACGGAGAUCCGGAAAGCCUAGACCGUACUAUUUUACAGUUCACGGUGGGAGGAGAUGAUCCGACCCCCGGUCCUCAUUUAGAAGCCGGAGACUCUGUUGCUACCCCCAGACAAAGUCUUUCCUCCUGCCAGGACAACAAGACCACAUCCAUCCCCUUCGAACCCAUUGUUCUGUCCAGUGAUGAUGAUGAUGAGGAGGAGGAGGAGGAGGAGGAGGAGGGCGCUGACGCUGCUCCCUGCAGCCUAGCGGUCCAAACACCGGUCACUGUGGAAGAUGCAGUAGUAGAGAUACAAUCCCCACAGAAAGCUGAGGACAAAGAGCAAGAAGCUUCUGACCUAGAGGACGUGCAGGUGCUUAUAGAGGAGCCUGUGUCAGUGACAAUUUCUCCAAACCCCAGUAUAGACUUCUCCUUCUCCACGCUGCACUGUGGUGGUUAUCGAGGGAGAGCAAAUGGAGAAAUCAUGAUAGCAGACCAAGAAAUCAUCAUCCCACUGGAAGAUGAUGAUACUGGAGAGGUGGAGGUGAGGCUAUCUCUGGACCGUAAAGACAUGAGGAGGUACAGCGUGUGGGAGCAGCAGGAACUGGUGGAGCGGGAUUUUCACUUUGAGAACGUCGAGGAGCCUUUCCCUGCCGCCAUUCUUCUGUUAUGUGUGUCAGAAACUGCUGCAGCUGCUUUACAGCGAGAACUACAAAAGCUGUGUGUGAAACAACAUGGAGCGACGAGCACUGGCAAGGCGAGCCCGUUUGUCCUGCUGACCCUGAGAUAUCCUGUGGUGGGAAUGGAGGGGGCUUUAUUGCGCUCCCUCCUGGACAUUGACUGUCUCAACAGUUUGGCUCAAGGAACCAUUGAUAGUGGCAACAAACUUAGUUGUUUGGACGACUUCAACACUCCUGUUCUUUCUCUGGAUGAUAGCCUAGAGCUGAUCAGAAGAACUGGACUGGACUCUCCCCUGCUGUCUCUGCUGGGCCUGGACUGCUCUUACCCUCGAUUAGACACAGACGAUGAUGAUCUGCAUUCUGAUAUAGACUUAAGCACCCCACCACACAUCGAGCUGGAGGUUGAUUUACAGGAAGAGACAGAACUGAAGCUGGAAACAGAUCCAGACACAGAACUCAAACCAGAGGAGGGUCGCAAAGAACAAGAGCUCGAACAACAGCCUGAACAACAGCCUGAACAGCAGCCUGAACAGCAGCCUGAACAACCGCCUGAACAACAGCCUGAGAAGAAAAAGGAGGAGCCCGCUCCUGUAUACACGCUGAGCCAUCGUAGAACAAACAAGUCCUACUACGUGUCCCUUUGUAAACCGGACUCCAGCUGGACUAAAUUUAAACAUCAUGGACUGGCACGAAGGUUGAUACAGUUUCCUCCCCCACCGUCGAAAGGAGGGAUAACCGUCACCAUGGAGGACCUGCAGUGCCUCGACACAGGGAUCUUCCUUAAUGAUGUUAUCAUCGACUUUUACCUCAAAUACCUCCUCCAGAACGCCUCUGCUGCCGUGGCCGAGCGCUCACACAUCUUCAGCAGCUUCUUCUUCAAGCAGCUCACACGCAGGGACAAUGCCAGUGAGGGAGGCACCGUUACCAGCGACUCCUGUCAAAGGCAGAGGCGGCACCAACGGGUGAAGACAUGGACACGACAUGUGGACAUCUUCAAGAAGGACUUCUUGUUUGUGCCUGUCAAUCAGGAGGCUCAUUGGUAUUUGGUUGUAAUCUGCUUUCCUGGACUGGAGGAAUCAAAAACUGAGACCUGGAGUGGUCCUGACUCUGAAAAGAGCCAGCGAGGGACAGGAGACCUGCAGGAAGAGGAGGCAGCUCAAGGGUCCAAAAGCCCGAGUGAUAUCACAGAGACACCCCCUACAUUAAAUCGCCUCGACAGUGUGGACACAGAGAAAGAAAAGGCUCAGGAAAAAGACCCUCAACCUGAUCGAGUGGACUGCACAGAACAGACCUUCCAGAAGAAAACCGUUAUGAAGAGGCCAUGUAUUCUUAUCAUGGAUUCCCUCAAACUUUCUCUUCAUGAGCGCGUCUUCAAACUCUUACGGGAGUACUUGCAGUCUGAAUGGGAAGUCCGUCGAGGUUCAUCGAGGGACUUUAGUUCUGAUCAGACGCAGAGCUCGCACUGUAUCGUUCCCCUGCAGGACAACAGCAGCGACUGCGGCCUCUACCUGCUGCAAUAUGUUGAGAGUUUUUUAAAGGACCCUGUGGUGCACUUUGAUCUUCCUCUACAACUACAACGAUGGUUUCCACGGCACCAGGUGCGGAGGAAACGAGACGAAAUCAGAGAUCUGGUACUUAGACUUUACAGAGAACAGAACCUGGAUAGUAACUGAUAGACUCAUGAAGGAACUCUGCUGUUCCGUGCAUCCAUUCCUGUAGCCGUUACACAUCACUGCUCAUACUGAGCAAUGGACAUUUCCGAUUACCUGAAAACAUUUUCAUUUGCAUAAAACGCCGUUAUUGAUUUAUUGUUUUCUGCAUUCACUCACAAACAAAACACCGUUGGCUAUCUGUUGAUCCUCUGAUUGAACAUGAAAGCAUAAAUCAUGUCAGAACAUGUUUGUACACCCUGGGAAACUUUUAAUGAUUGUUUUUAUGUGGCAAGAUCUUUUUUUUGUUAAUGAAUUAUUAUUAUUUAUUUUACAUUUAGUAUCUAGGGAAUUUGAUUAAAGUAGAACCACUGUAAGGCCUAGUUUGUACAGCAGAUUGUCAACCUUUAUUGUUGAGUUCAUUUGCUUUGCCAAUAUUUGUUUGACAUCUGAGGUUAUUUAUUUCAGUGUCAGUCAGGGAUUUUCUAAUCAGAACUGUUCUUAUUUUGCAUUCUUUGCAUCGGUACACCUUUACAGGAUGAAAACAGGCACAGUAUGAAAAUCAUUUCCUAUUUUCCCCUUUCCAUUAGAGAAUGACAUUAAGCCAUAGGAACUGAAAUCCAAACUUGAAGUAGCCGUUUAUCUGUUCCCUUUUCAGGAUAAAGGAAAACAACUAUUUCUGUUUGUCACUCAGUGCCUCACACAGUUAUCCAGUGCCAAGAAAUUACUUUACAUACUGACAAUAAACUAGGAUCAAUCACUCACGUCUCUUUGCAACAAAGCUAAACUGUCAUAAACAUUUGUCUGUGACACUCUUUCUAUCCCGAUCCAACAUGACAAAUCUUAAGUCACAACGGACGUUAACUAAACAUAAAUACAUUGGAAACAUAUAAUUCACUAUAAUAAUGUUGGACUACCAAUAAACGACUUGUACUGUACGUUUGCAUACAAAUCGUAGUUCUGAUAUUCAUAUGGCAUUAUUAAAUUAUCUAGUCAUUUGAGGUUUCUUGGCAAUACCAUUUAUUAUUUUCCAGAUUUGACAUACUGUCGAAAAUGUAGGUUUCUUCUACAUUGUAAACCACUGGUCUCAGUAUAUAGCUUCAGAAGUAAUAUGUUGGAUCGGACUUUGGGACACAUUUUUGCCCAUCAUGCAGCCCAAAUAAUAAGCUGUGUGUUGUAUUCAGUAAUAACACAUAUUUGUUGUACGUAAGAAUUUUUUUUAAUAAAAACACAAAUUGCAAAAAAGUCAUGUUCUAAAAUGUAAAACCUACCUUAAGACUCAUUGCAGUGUGUGCCUAAUUUGUUCUCUGCAGAGAAGUAGUCUUGUAUGAGUUUUUGUUCAAAUGUUUGUCUCUUUUUAACACUUAAUUUUAUUUAGUUUUUUAGACAUCGUGCUGGAUGAAUGUACUCUAGCUGAUUCCCAAAUAUCUUUUAGUAAACCAAAUAACAAUCAUUGUUCUGUCGAUUCUUGGUCUUGUUUUUAUUUUCUUCUGGAACCAGAAUAGCGGCAUUAAGCCAUCCCAGUAUGUAUUCUAGUGCCAGUGGACAAGUGUGGGGUCCUGACUCCUGAUUUCUUGUCCUACUUGGUAACAAGAUGAGGAUUAGAGGUGUGUAACUAAAACAGAGACUGAAUGUGUUGUUAAUCAGCUGAUGUAUUAUUUUCUAGGUAUUAAAUGUUUUAUUUUGGCUCCAGGUCUGCUUUUUUUUUUAUAAGAGAAGCUAAUAGGCUUGAUUUUGUUCUGUACAAUAAAAUGCCAAUAUAAUCUGUUCAGAGGUUUA
Gymnodraco acuticeps is the source of this 5146-nucleotide messenger RNA. RefSeq lists its product as uncharacterized. Bases 197 to 3391 code for a protein of 1064 amino acids. Lineage: Eukaryota; Metazoa; Chordata; Actinopteri; Perciformes; Bathydraconidae. Gene Ontology annotation, molecular function: SUMO-specific endopeptidase activity. Gene Ontology annotation, cellular component: nucleus; cytoplasm. The transcript is spliced from 23 exons. Gene Ontology annotation, biological process: protein desumoylation. The record is from RefSeq and is a predicted model, not a curated record.